Laetiporus sulphureus 93-53 is the source of this 528-nucleotide messenger RNA. RefSeq lists its product as uncharacterized. NCBI's taxonomy places the organism in Eukaryota, Fungi, Basidiomycota, Agaricomycetes, Polyporales, Laetiporaceae. The transcript has a single exon. The record is from RefSeq and is a predicted model, not a curated record. Bases 63 to 386 code for a protein of 107 amino acids.
CAGAGAGGCGGAGAAAUUACGGAGAAUGGGUCGUACAACUUCCCAGCCGGGCUAAACGCACUAUGUCUGCAGCGAAAUGCGAGGACACCGUUCUUCACCUACAGGCGUACAAGCAGAGACCAUGCUCACUGCUUAUCGUGUUGCAUGCUCUUGAUGCGCACCCACAACAGGAAAACCAGCAGUCGACUUCAGCGAACAUUCAAGGGCACGGACGUAUAACGAGAAUCCGCCGAACGCUGCGGUUUGCGAGCGGCGUUCGUGAACACACACUCGCGGUGAACUACGCAGGGUUUACUUACAAUGGCAACCCCCAAACACAGAAAGGUUGCGAACACCGAGGACUUCAAAUUCUUAUCAAGAAGACGAAGCCCUGCCUAGACGAGUAGAAAUUGACAAUACUAUUGUACAGUAGAUAAAAAUACACCGAGUAAAAACCGAGUCCAACAGCUCCCAACAAUCUAUGCACCGAACCCGUACAACGUGCGUCCUGACCGCUUCAACGCAUAUACAACAUCAAGUGCAGUCACU